This is a messenger RNA of Cutaneotrichosporon oleaginosum, 1874 nucleotides long. RefSeq lists its product as uncharacterized. Lineage: Eukaryota; Fungi; Basidiomycota; Tremellomycetes; Trichosporonales; Trichosporonaceae. The record is from RefSeq and is a predicted model, not a curated record. Gene Ontology annotation, biological process: secondary metabolic process. Gene Ontology annotation, molecular function: CoA-ligase activity.
CCACACACUGUCCAUCAUGGCGACGCAAGCUGACCAGCAGCCCUCUUUCACGGAAAUCGACAGGCAACUGUGCAAGCCUGGCACGCCCUUUGAGCUUGAGACGGUCCAGAUCAACGGCCGUUCAACCGUUGUGUGGAAGCAUCUCCCAAAGACCUUCCGCCCAUACCUCCUCGACAGCUUGGCCAAGUUCUCCGACAAGGUGCUUGUCAAUGCGCCGGCGGUAGAGCCGGCACCUGCGACGGAGCGUGUCGACUGGACGUUUGGGCAUGUGCGCAAGCUCGCGCUGGCGACUGCGGCGUGGAUGGCCGCGCGCGGCGUCAAGCAGGGCUCGCUUGUCGGCCUCGUGGGCUGGAACUCGGGCGAGUGGGUCGUCUCGUGGGUCGCCAUGCACAUCCUCGGCGCCGUGCCCGUCAUGGUCAACGCGGCGGUGCAGCCCGACAGCAUGGUGCAUUGCUUGCGCCUCACCAAGCCCGAGCUCGUGCUUGCCGACGCGACGUCUGCCUUUGCGCUUGCGGACCACGUCCAGGCGCUGGCGGAGGGCGGUGUCGGCCCCCUGUUUUCCUGGCAGGACACGGCGCACCUCGGCACGUGCGCUGUCGAGACGGUCAACCUCGCCCAGCUCUCCGUCACCGCGGCGCAGAUCAAGGACGCCGAAGAGGGCAAGGGCAUCACCGCGGACCUCGGGCCCGAGAGCGACGCCGUCGUCUUCUUCACCUCUGGCACCACGGGAUACCCCAAGGCCGUGCUCAGCUCGCAGCGCGCCGCCCUCCACGGCGUCAUCUCGUCCGUGUACCCCCUCGCCCGCCUCGCGAUGCGCCAGGGCGCCCCCGCAUCCAUGGUGAUGGACAUGGUCAGCAACCCCCCGCAGGACGAGGACCCCAACGUCGUGCUCAUGGCCGUCCCCUUCUUCCACGUCACGGGCUGCCUGUCGAUCCUGCUCAAGGCCAUCGGCGACGGCAACACCCUCGUCCUCAUGCGCCGCUGGGACGUGCCCGAGGCCGCCCGCCUCAUGGUCAAGUACAAGAUCAACGUCAUCUCCGGCGUGCCUGUCAUCCUCCUUGCCGUCAUGCAGUCCGGCCUGCUCCCCAAGGACUUCAAGCUCAAGUUUGCAAGCUACGGCGGUGCGCCCUCGCCCGAGCGCAUGCCCAGUGACAUCAAAAAGCGCUGGCCGGACAUGACUGCCGCAACCGCGUGGGGCAUGACCGAGACCAACGCGACGCACACCGUUUUCGGCGGCGACGAUUACGUCAACUUCCCGAAGAGCGCGGGUGCAGCCCUCCCCGUGAACGAGGUGCGCAUCGUGGACCCCGAGACGCGGCGCCCGCUCCCCGUGCGCAGCGUGGGUGUGAUCGAGGCGCGCGGCAUGAAUAUCAUGAAGGGAUACAUGAACAACGACGAGGCGACGCGCAAGACGAUCAACGCCGAGGGCUGGCUCGACACGGGCGACGUCGGGUGGAUGGACGAGCAGGGGCUGCUGUACAUCUCGGACCGGGCCAAGGACAUCAUCAUCCGCGGCGGCGAGAACAUUAGCUCGGAGGAGGUCGAGAACGCCGUGUUCCGCGACGACCGCAUCGCCGAGUGCGCCGCCGUCCCGGUCCCCGACGACAUCCUCGGCGAGCUCGUCGCCAUCGCCGUCUCCCUCAGCCCGGGGGCCAAGGCGACGCCGGAUGACAUCAUGGAGACCGCCCGCCCACGCCUCCGCUCGCACGCACGCCCUGCGUUCGUGUACAUCGCUGACGCGCCGCUGCCGCGUAACGCCAACGGCAAGCUCAUCAAGACCGAGAUCAAGAAGACCGUGCAGGCCCUCUAUGCGCAGAAGAAGCGUCGUGAAGCCAAGCUGUAGUGGAGCCUAGAUAUGCACUGCAGUGUGUGCG